This is a messenger RNA of Solanum pennellii, 795 nucleotides long. RefSeq lists its product as uncharacterized. The coding region runs from base 1 to 795 and encodes 264 amino acids. Gene Ontology annotation, molecular function: zinc ion binding. The record is from RefSeq and is a predicted model, not a curated record. NCBI's taxonomy places the organism in Eukaryota, Viridiplantae, Streptophyta, Magnoliopsida, Solanales, Solanaceae. The transcript has 2 exons.
AUGGCAAAGGCAUACAUACAAUCUGAAUUUGAUGAACUGAUGGAAAAGGUUGAACAAGUUGAUGUUCGUGUAAAAAAUUACUUGGAAUCAGCAGGUUAUGAAAAAUGGGCAAGGGUAUAUGCAACAGUUGAUCGAGGAAUGGUUAUGACAUCAAACAUAGCUGAGUGCAUAAAUGCUUGUCUAUUUGAAGCAAGGGAAUUACCGGUAUACGAUUUUCUUGAGGAAGUAAGACAGAUGUUUGCAAGAUGGAAUUUGAAAAAUCAUACGUCUGCUUCACAUACAUUCACCACACUUUGUGGUAGACCACAAGAGAUGCUUGUUGCUAAUGAAGAAGCAUCAUUACGUAUGAAGGUUGUGACAUCAAAUAACUAUGUGUUUAGUGUUCAUCACGAAGGUAGAACCUACAUUGUUUGUUUGGAAAAUAAAACUUGUACUUGCAAGAGGUUUCAAAUAGAUGAAAUACCAUGUUCGCACGCUUGGGCUGUUUUAAAGAAGAAACAUUUUGAUGUUGGGCCAUAUUGUUCCGACGUGUACAAGCCAAGUAACUUGUUGAAUACAUAUAGCAUUCCAAUUCGUCCGUUACCUGAUCAAAAAGAGUGGAAUGUACCUGGGUAUAUUAAGGAUCAGAUAGUGCAGCCUCCAAAUCACAAAAAGCUUCCUGGAAGGCCAUCCAAAAAGUAUCGUGACAAGACGUAUAGCGAGCUAUAUGGUAAGAAGAGAAAGAAUUCUUGCAGUACGUGUGGGUUUAAAGGGCACAAUAGGCGUUCAUGUAGGAAUGGACCGCGUAUUGUAUAG